Panicum virgatum (switchgrass) is the source of this 1417-nucleotide messenger RNA. Its product is annotated as transcription factor BHLH6-like. The transcript is spliced from 5 exons. Gene Ontology annotation, molecular function: transcription cis-regulatory region binding; DNA-binding transcription factor activity; protein dimerization activity. The record is from RefSeq and is a predicted model, not a curated record. NCBI's taxonomy places the organism in Eukaryota, Viridiplantae, Streptophyta, Magnoliopsida, Poales, Poaceae. Gene Ontology annotation, cellular component: nucleus. Gene Ontology annotation, biological process: regulation of DNA-templated transcription. Bases 295 to 1161 code for a protein of 288 amino acids.
UCCAUCUCAUCCACACAUUAUUCUUGUUCCUUUCCGGGCUCAGCCACAAAGCCAGCUCCUGCGUGCUACUGCCCCUCAUCAGGUCAGCAUUUGCAUGUACUGAGAGAGGGCUGCUAGUAGUCGUAGGAGUGGUGCUAAAAAUGGUAACAAACAGGUGAAGUGAAAUCAGUGGCUGGCAGGCCGGAGCUGCCUGCCUGAAGGCAUGCUUCUUCCUCAUUGGUGCGCCGACCUGCGCCGCAAACAAUCACCAAGAACAGCAGCCGCCUGGCCUCCCUAAUCCCAAUUCAUCCCAAGAUGGAGGCGGCAGACUUGCUGAGCCUGGGCUUCGACUUCUACUGCCAGUCACCGCCUCGCUUCUUCGACGAACAGGACUGCCUCGCCGUCGACGACAGCAUCGUGUACGCGCCGACCGAGGCUGAGUCGGUCACCGGCCUGUACCCCUCCUACGGGGAGCGGGAGGCGUCGAGCUCCCCCGACGGCGCCAACUCCUGCUCCGGGCAGCAGGUGGCGCCGCCGCCGGCGUCGCCAGCUCCGGCGGGCGCGGCCACCACCACCAAGAACAUCGUCAUGGAGAGGGACCGCCGCAGGAGGCUCAACGAGAAGCUCUACGCGCUCCGCAGCGUCGUCCCCAAUAUCACCAAGAUGGACAAGGCGUCCAUCGUCAGGGACGCCAUCGCCUACAUCGAGCAGCUGCAGGAGGAGGAGCGCCGGGUGCUCGCCGAGAUAUCCGCGCUCGAGUCCUCCUCCGGCGUCACCGCUGCCGGCGUCAAGCUCAAGGCCCAGGACGAUGCCGACAGCUACCCGUGGCCGAGGAAGUGGACGCGAACGGCGCCCGGCGGCUCUUCCAUCGACGCCUCACCGCCGCUCCAGAUCCUCGAGGUGCAGGUGACGGAGGCGGGGGAGAAGGUGGCGGUGGUGAGCGUGCGGUGCAGCAGGGGCAGGGACGCCGUGGCCAAGGUGUGCCGGGCGCUGGAGCCGCUGCGCCUCAGGGUCGUCACGGCCAGCAUCGCCGCCGCCGGCGACGCCGUGGUCCACACCAUGUUCGUCGAGAUUGAAGAUAAGAUGAGUGGUGCUCAACUGAAGGAGAGAGUCGAGGCUGCUCUCGCCCAGCUAGAGGUGACCAGAUGCCCACUCAAGACCACGAGAUACUGGGAGGACUGAUGACCUGCGAGCUUGGCUUCUCAAUAACGGGCAUGUUUUCAUCUUAACUUUUUUUUCUUUUUCCAAUUAAGAUAGUAUACUACUACUACGGUAUCAACCCCAUGUAAUGCUCUAGGUUUUUCCAAAGCGCGACGGGGAUUGUAACUGUAUACUAGUACUUUUUGGAUGAGAAACAGAAAUGCUAAACAUGAACACAAUUUUGAUGCAUUGACUAACAGUGUUUUUUCUAUAAAAGUGUAUGUUAUAAAAAAAAUCA